ACAGGCAGCAUAACUGAGAAAAUCAAAUCAAAAAAAAAAAAAUAAGAGAAAAAGAAAAAAAAUGGGAAGUAUAGAAAUGGAGAGGAAAACAGUGGGAUGGGCUGCACGAGACCCUUCUGGUGUUCUCUCACCCUAUUCAUACACACUCAGAGAGACGGGGGCUGAAGAUGUAUAUGUGAAGGUGACAUGCUGUGGGAUUUGUCACACAGAUAUCCAUCAGAUUAAGAAUGACCUCGGCAUGUCCAAUUACCCCAUGGUUCCAGGUCAUGAAGUGGUGGGAGAAGUGAAGGAGGUGGGAUCAGGUGUGAGCAAGUUCAGGGUAGGAGAUGUGGUGGGAGUAGGGUGCAUCGUAGGAUGCUGUAGGAACUGCAGGCCGUGUAAUGCGGACAUAGAGCAAUACUGCAGCAAGAAGAUUUGGUCUUACAAUGAUGUUUACACUGAUGGCAAACCCACCCAAGGUGGUUUCGCUACUGCCAUGGUUGUUGACCAAAAAUUCGUGGUGAAAAUUCCAGAUGGGAUGGCGGCGGAGCAGGCGGCGCCGCUACUAUGCGCAGGGGUGACAAUCUACAGCCCCCUGAACCAUUUCGGGCUGAAAUCGAGCGGGCUGAGAGGCGGAAUUUUAGGUCUGGGAGGCGUGGGCCAUAUGGGGGUCAAAAUCGCCAAGGCGAUGGGCCACCACGUCACCGUCAUAAGCUCCUCCGAUCGGAAGAGGGCGGAGGCGCUGGACCACCUCGGCGCCGACGACUACCUAGUCAGCUCCGACGCCGAUCAGAUGGAAAAAAUCGCCGACACCCUCGAUUACAUAAUCGACACGAUUCCGGUGUUCCACCCAUUGGAGCCUUACCUUUCGUUGCUGAAAAUCGACGGCAAGUUGAUUUUGAUGGGGGUUAUAAAUACUCCCCUGCAAUUCGUCACUCCCAUGGUUAUGCUUGGGAGGAAAAGUAUAACAGGGAGUUUCAUUGGAAGCAUGAAAGAGACAGAGGAAAUGCUGGAAUUUUGCAAGGAAAAAGGACUAACUUCAACAAUCGAGACCGUGAAAAUGGAUUACAUCAACACCGCUUUCGAGAGGCUCGAAAAGAACGACGUUAGGUACCGAUUCGUCGUUGAUGUUGCCGGAAGCAAACUUGAUCAUAUCACUGAAUAAUGAUAAUAAUAAUAAUAAUUCCUAAGAAACACAAACACUAUUAUUUGGUUAUUGUUUCAUUAUAUAUGUAUUGGGACACAUGUGUCUUUUUACAUAUUGAAGUCUUCUUCUUCUUUCUGGAUCUCUGAGCAAUUAAAUUGAUGUUCUUUUUUUGCAAUGGAAUGUGGCUUUUGUUUAUUUUAUUGGAAGUGGGAUUUGGUUUUACAUUGUAUGAGUGGAUAGAAGUUGGUGUGAUUGUGAAAGCUAAGGUGGGGAAAUAUGUAGAUAUGGUUUCUUUGACUAUAAUCAAAAUCCUUUUGGUUGGUUUCA
Molecule: messenger RNA, 1453 nt
Organism: Erythranthe guttata (spotted monkey flower)
Lineage: Eukaryota; Viridiplantae; Streptophyta; Magnoliopsida; Lamiales; Phrymaceae
Product: cinnamyl alcohol dehydrogenase 1
Molecular function (GO): oxidoreductase activity, acting on the CH-OH group of donors, NAD or NADP as acceptor; zinc ion binding
Source: RefSeq, a predicted model, not a curated record